Molecule: messenger RNA, 1218 nt
Organism: Penicillium malachiteum
Lineage: Eukaryota; Fungi; Ascomycota; Eurotiomycetes; Eurotiales; Aspergillaceae
Product: serine/threonine-protein kinase
Exons: 2
Coding region: 1-1218 (405 amino acids)
Biological process (GO): protein phosphorylation; intracellular signal transduction
Molecular function (GO): ATP binding; protein serine/threonine kinase activity
Source: RefSeq, a predicted model, not a curated record
AUGUAUCCGGCCAUACUUCCAACUCCACCACCAUCUCCCAUUCCCCGGUGUUAUGCUCCCGAGGACCGUUUAGGAUUUAUCUUGGCCAACCGUUUAGAACUCACUGGAAUCUUAGGCGUCGGUGCCUAUGGAGUCGUCUAUACUGCCGUGGAUAUUCAUACCAACGUUUCAUAUGCCGUGAAGGCAUUAAACAAGUCUGGGCUGGAUCCCCGACAACUCAAGUAUCAACAACGGGAGAUCCGCCUCCAUCAUUUGGCCAGUCAACACCCUAAUGUCGUCUCCCUGGUUCGCAUUAUGGAUUCCGUCGAUUGUACCUACGUCGUUAUGGAAUAUUGCCCGGAAGGUGAUCUCUUUUCCAGUAUCACCGAUAAAGGCAACUUCGUCACCAAUGACCCCUUGGUUAAGCGUGUCUUCUUGCAACUUCUGGAUGCCGUACAAUACUGCCACUCUCUCGGGAUUUACCACCGGGAUCUCAAGCCCGAAAAUGUUCUGGUCACCGACCAAGGCAUGACCGUCAAACUUGCCGACUUUGGCUUGGCCACCGAAGAAUACUUUACCUCGGAUUUCGGUUGCGGUUCCACUUUUUACAUGUCGCCUGAAUGUCAACAGACCAACCCUCAACCCAUGUCCUGUUACGCCUCUGCCGCCAAUGACGUUUGGAGCCUGGGGGUGAUGCUAGUCAAUCUAACAUGCGGUCGCAAUCCAUGGAAGCGGGCCUCCAUGGAAGAUUCCACUUUCCGGGCAUACCUUAAGGAUCCUUUCUUCCUCAAGUCAAUCUUGCCCCUUUCCACGGAAAUGGUUUGCAUUCUCAGCCGCGUCUUCGAGCGUGACCCUUCCAAGAGGAUCACUAUCCCGGAGUUACGCCAACUGAUCGUGGAGUGCCCUCGCUUUACCGAACCCUCUGUGGCUUCCUGGGUGCCGGACCAAAUUCCGCAGGCCGACUACUUCGUUCAUCCCCAGAUGCCUUUCAUUCCCGUAGAACCCUUACAUGCCCAGCCAUCUGGGUCAUCGUCGGAUUCUUCGCACUACUCGGAUUUCUCCGAUUCAGCUAUCUCAGACACUUCGGCCCUCACCGAGGAUUAUACCGACUACGAUUGCAUGUCGCCUGUUGUCUCGGAACAGGUGCCGGACUGCAAAGUGGUCUUCCCUUCGUCUCUCUGCGUGGAUCACUCUAUCCCCGCGGAUAUCUUCCCUGGACCUCCUAUUCCGGUCUGUUAG